Molecule: messenger RNA, 2114 nt
Organism: Carassius auratus (goldfish)
Lineage: Eukaryota; Metazoa; Chordata; Actinopteri; Cypriniformes; Cyprinidae
Product: B-cell receptor CD22-like
Exons: 11
Source: RefSeq, a predicted model, not a curated record
UUAUCAUUCAGGCUGGAGCACGUUGUAUUGCUGAAGUUUGUUGGAAUGGCUGCUACUAUUUUGAUCUUCCUGCUCUUGAUUCAUGCGGUUUCUAGUGCUGAUCGGGGUGUGAAUUACAGACCUUCACACAUCUGUGCACUAAAGCACUCAUCAGUGACAUUCUACUGCAAUUAUACAUACCCUACUGGACAUCAGAUCAAGAAAGUGUUCUGGACCAAAACACCUGUUAAAGAUGGAAAUAAAGAAUCAAGUGAAGAAGGAGAGCAACAUAAAGAUCUGUCUAAGGACCCUGAAUACAGUCAGAGGCUUCAGUAUCUGGGAGAUAAACAGAAGAACUGCACCAUCAGACUGAGUCAUGUGACACAGAAGGAUUCACACAUGUACUGUUUCAGAUUCAUCACUGAUGAUGAUGAUAAUGAUGAUGAUGAUAGCCAGGAACAGACAAGUGAUCCAGGAGUGACUCUGACUGUCACAGAUCUUCAGGUGGAGUCUCCUGAGACAGUGACAGAGGGUCAUAAUGUCAGUCUGACAUGUAAAAGCAGCUGCGCUCUGACUGACAGAGCAACAUUCAUCUGGUACAGAAACUCACAGCCAUUAACUGAGAGAAGAGACAGAAACAAUCAACUCCUGCUGCAGUCAGUCAGAAGAGAGGAUGCAGGCAGAUACAGCUGUGGUGUACAGGGACACACUUACAUCUCUCCUGCUGUUCAGCUCAAUGUCACCUAUUCACCAAAGAGUGUCUCAGUGUCCAUCAGUCCAUCUGAUAUAAUAGUGGAGGGAGAUUCAGUGACUCUGAUCUGCAGCAGUGAUUCAAACCCUCCUGCAGAAAUCAGCUGGUUUAAAGGAAGAAAGUUUGUAGGAUCUGGAAGAAUCUACAGCAUCUCAAACAUCAGCUCUGAUCACAGUGGAGAAUACAAGUGCAAGUCCAGAAAUAAACAUGGAGAGAAAUACUCUGAUGCUGUGACUUUAAAUGUUAUGUACCCUCCAAAAACAAUCUCAGUGUUCAUAAAUGGAUCACGUGAAAUAGUGGAAGGAGAUUCAGUGACUCUGAUCUGCAGCAGUGAUUCAAACCCACCUGCAGAAAUCAUCUGGUUUCAGGAGAAUCAAAGCUCCUCUGUUGGAUCUGGACAGAGUUUCAGUGCACUACAGAGUGGACACUUCUACUGUGAGGCUCACAAUCAACAUGGAUCUCAGAGAUCAGACGCUGUUACUGUCACUGUUAAAGUCUCAGUACUAUAUUGGAAAAUGUCUCAGACAGCCAUUGUAGUACCACUUUGUGGAAUUGUAGCUGCUGUCAUCAUUGGAUUACUAACCUGCAGCUGUGUAAAAAGAAACAUCCUGCAGUCUGAGUCCCUCAAGAACAAUUAUGAUGACAUAGGCACAAUAUCUGAUUCUAGUCUGUUCUCAUAUGUGUAUGAGAAUGUGGCUGUUCAUCCUUACAGUAAAACACUUGAUCCUAAAAUAAACAUCCCUCUGUAUGAGAAUGUUACAAUUUAUGAGAAUCUUCCAAUUCCUAACAGGAAUAUGCUGUAGUGGACGAUGGGACACACCAAAAUAUGUUACAGCCUUAAUGCUUUUCUGUGUGGUGGAACCCUGGAUGAUUGACAGGAGUGUCUGAUGAUGCUUUACUGGAGAAUUAUGAAAUAAUUUAAGACAAUGGAUGCAUGUGGAAGUCAAAAGCUUGUUGCCAGCUAAUAAUAUCAUCAUGGGAAUAUGUUGUUGCUUUAAGCAGUGUGUCUUGUUUGACUUUAAUUACUUAUACAUAAUAGUCUUUUUUUUUUUUUUUACAUUUAACUUUUUUGGAUUCAUCUUUCAUUCAAUAAAUUAUUGGUCUUGAUACUAGUAGUGUUAUUUAACAUUUAAUAACAUUUCACACAAAAAUGUGUUCAAAAUGUGAAUUCAUCCAGUGCAGUGCUCUAUUGUCACAAUCCAAUCGAUGCAAGUGACUAAAAUAAAGUAUUGUUCUAUGCUUUAUUCUUGUUUGAUAUGCAAUUUCACUCUAAAAUACAUCACAAUAUGGAAUUGAAGCUAGUUGCACCUUCACUUUAAAAUGAAUUCAAAAUGUAAAAAAUAAAAAAAAUAAAAAAAUAGGUAAUCACUGGAUAUUUACCUUU